ACAACAAAUAGGAUAAAUAGUUCAGUACUGUCAAAUAUAUCAGGGUGUCGAUGAUCCAGAAGCCAGCCUUAAAAAACGGCCAGAAGUACAUCAAUGACACGAUAUGUAAAACAAGUUCCACGGAGCCUCAGCAGCAGCAGCGCAAGGCUGAAAGGUCAAGUCAUGUGCAGGACGUAACGAAGCAGCCUAGCGGCCAGGGCCUCAAGGGCAACGAUGGAUUUCACCAGUCAGCCAACAACGGCACCGCUAAUGGACAUGUGGAGAACGGACGCGGUCGCCUGGCCAACGGCCCCAACGGUGUAGCUCCCCCCAAGCCUUUCCAGGAUGGACACCAUGGACGCCCCGGCGUCAACCCAAAUGGACGUGCUGUCCUCAAGCCCGGCCAGGCUGCACCUGAUGCUGCAGCCAAUGCUCGCUUUAACGGUGGCGCCGCCCCAAAGUCAUCUGGCAAGCCAGUUGACAACACCCGCAACAGGGUUCCCCUCGCCAGCGCUAACGGCAACCUGCCAGCUCCAGUGGCCGCUGGCCCACGCGCCGCUCCAAUGCCGCCUGCUGCUGCUGGCGGCCCAGUCCGCGACGCAGGCGCUACUGCAAACACCCAUACCAGCAUCCGCCCUUCCACAACUGGUAACAACGCCGGCGGAGGCGCUGCAGAGGACGCCAACGGAGGGGACAGGUCAAGGGAGCCCCGCCGCCGUGGCGGACGCGGGCGCGGUGGCGGUGCAGGCAGGGAGGGACCCGCUGGGGACACAGAGCCCGUUCCCAUCAGUAACGUCACCCAAGGUGGAGCAGGAAUGCCCAAUGGCGAUGCGCAGCGGCCCGAGAGGUCAGGUCGGCCGCGCGGCGAUAGGCGCUCACGUGGAGGCCCAGGAGACGUGGCGGAGGUUGAGCGACUCAUUGGCGACAGCCCAGGAGCGGCCGCCGCCGCUGCUUCCGGCGACGGAGCAGCAGCCGCGGCCACCACGGCCGCUGGCGAGGCAGGGCGGGGCGGGCAGCGAGGUGGAAGGCCACGCGGCCGCAGGGGCCGCGGCGGCCAGCACGGCGGACCUGCCCAGGACGACGAUGCGGGUGGCGUCCCGGAGCAGCAGCAAGGGGCCGCGGCCCCACAACAGCCCCCUAGCGCACCUGCAGGGGAGCAGCACCAUCUGCAGCAGCACGAGAGGAAGCCCCGCCGGCAGCGGUCAGGGAGGGAGCCCAGGCCGCCGCGCGGCCAGGAAGAGCAAGCGGAGGAGAACGUGCCGCGUACGGGCGGCGAGGAGGCACAACAGCAGCAGCCGCAGCGCCCAUCAGCUGACGGACGACAGCAAGGCGCCAACGGCAGGCAGCCGCGGCAGCGCAAGCCCAGGGAGGCUAGGCCUCCUGUCGCACAAACACAGCUGCAGACGAACCAGCAGCAGGCUGUGGGUUCGGAGGCGAGCGAGCGGGAGGCGGCUGCAAGCGGUGAGGGCGGACGCGGUGGACGGGGUCCGGCGCGAGGCGACAAGCGGCGGGUUGGCGCGGCUGCGGAGUCUGGCGCUGCUGGCGAUGUUGCUGAGAUUGCUGCUGUUAACAAUCAAGAGCACAACGGCCGCAACGGUCUCCGCGAGGAUCAGCCCGAUGAGCCCAAGGUCCAGGAGCAGCCGCCGCAGCAGCCGCCAGCUCAACCCCAGGUGGUGGAAUACCAACAGUCGCGCAUCGAGCCCCCGCCUGCGCCUCCCGCCGCUGCUCCACUGCACUUCCAGCAGCCGCUGCCGCACAUGCAGCAGCACAUGCAGGCGCAGCACCAGCAGCAGAUGCAGCCCAUGCACAUGCUGCCUCAGCAGCAGCAGCAGGCUGCCCCGCCGCCACCGCAACAGCAGCACAUGCAGCAGUACCAGCAGAUGCCGCCCUUCCCGCAGGACGCCCAGUCGCUUAUGGAGUUUCCGCCGCAUCUGCUGCAGCACAUGCUCGCCCAGCACCAGUACCCGCCGCUGCAGCAGCAGCAGGACUUCCAGCACCCGCACUUCCUGCACCAGCCGGCACCGCCGCCGCCCCCGCAGCAGCACCAGCAGGCGCAGUUCCAGCUUGCUUUUGACCAGUAUCAGCAGCAACGCCUCAUGCAGCAGCACAUGCAGCCGCCCGCUGCUCAUCACGGCUACCUUGGUGGCCCGUUCAACCCACCAGGCGGUCUGCUGGCCGGCGGACCGCCGCCCAUGCCUGCGUAUUACGGGGGCAACGGCUUUGGUCAGAUGCCUCCACCGCCCCUGCCGGCUUUUGCCGGUGCCCCUACGCCGCCCAUGCCCCAGUCGUCGGCGUCCGCUUCGGCUGCUGGCUCACAGCAGCAUGCGCUGGCACCAAGCCCCGUUCCAGAGGAGCCGGCGGCGCCGGAGGCCCCCUCGCCACUGCCCCAGCAGCAGGAGCAGACGACUUCUGCGUACCAGGCCGCUCCUCCGCCGCAGGUGAUGCACGAGACCGUUGCUGAAGCUCAGGCGCAACAACAGCAACAAGCACCGCCGGCUGCCGCCGCGCCAGUCGCCGCCUCAGCGCCCGCAACAACCGAGGUGGAUGCUGCUCCCGCGCCUGCCCCUGUUACCGCUGAGGCAGCACCGGCAGCAGCUCCGUGUGCUGAGCCCGUGAAGAACGAGUGGGCGGAUCGACUGGCGCAGCAGGCGCUUGCGCGCAUGAAUGCCGUCAAGUCGAGCCUUAUCAGCGGUGGAUCCGAGGAACGCGGCCGCUCAAGCACCGUGGCACCGCCUUCAAGCCGCUCCUACGCUCCACCGCCUUCCCGUGCAGCGCCUUCUCCUGCCAACGGCAACGGCUCAUACCCAGCCGACUCCGAGGCAUGGCGUGGUGGCGCCGGCGGCGGUGGCUAUGGCGACGUCGAUAUCGGCGGUCGCCGCGCCGCUGCGACGGCCCCUGCAGAGGCAUGGCGUGGUGGCUCUGUCGGCUCUUCCGCGCCGCCGGUUGACUGGCGCGCCAGCCUGGCUCCCACAGGCGUCGCAGAUGCGGCUGACGCCUGGCGCCCCCGCGGCGGCUCCGCUGAGGAGGAGGCCCCUGCACCCCCCGCGCCUGCGCCUGCACCGUACCAGCCGCCUCGCCGGGAGGAGUCGCCGCCUCCGCCGCCAGCGAACACGGGUAGGCCUCGGCUGAAUCUCCAGCCGCGCACAAAGCCGCUGCCCGUACCGCCAGUCCCUGCUGCGGCGGGCCCUGCCGCAGCUCCUGCUCCCCCGGCGGCUGCUGCUGCUAAUGCUCAUGCUGACGUGCCAACGGCAGCAGCGGCGAACGGGGGCGCAGCUGGUACGGCAGCUCCCGCGCCAGCUCGGUCAUCGUCUAUCUUUGGCGCCGCCAGGCCGCGAGAGGAGGUCCUUCGCCAGCGCGGCGUCGCAGAUCCGGAGCGCGUGACCCAUGGGUCGGUCUUGUCUUCGAACGGCGUUACGGCAGGCGCCGUCGCUGCCCGAGCGGGCGUUCGCUCGAGCAGUGUGGUUAGCGCCAAUAGCGAUGAUGACCAGUGGCACACGGUCGGCAAGGGCGGUCGCAGCAAGCCGCCGCCUGCGUCGGCGGACGUCGGCAACGCGCUGCUAGACGCGGCGUCGGAUCCCUUCUUCACAGGCCGUACGACGACGGGCCAUGGUGUCGCGAUUGUGGGUCGCAUGUACGGCAACGGUGCGAGCGGACACUACGGCGGCAGCAGUUACGGCAAGGGAAGUUACGGCAGCUACGGCAAUGACACGUACAUGAAUGCCUACGGAGCGAGCAGGGGGUACGGCAAUUCGUACGGCAAUGAGGACGACGAGCCCAUCUUUAAGCGCGACCUGCCGAAGCGUCACGAUGGGGUCUUUUAAGACGAUCGGCUGUGAGAGGGAAAGAGGUGGUGAAAACAUGCUGGUGCUGAGUGGGGAGUUGCCAUCUUCAUGCGCCUCCAAUGGUGCCCAUUCCUGCUUGUAGUAGGAAUGUUGUGUAUGGAAGGCCAUUUUUGCAAGGGAUUGUUCUGCUCCGGUGUUGGCAGCAUGUGGUGGCUGUCGUACGUUUGCUGGAUACCUCUGUUUGCUGGUAACAUUUGGUGUACGUAAUUAAAGUCUGAGAGAAUACUGAAGAGCUGUCGUACACAAGGCGGUAGAAGUUGCGGAUUCGUCAAGGACGGCCCGGUGCAUUCAAUGCGCUGCAUGUUGCAGGCUAUAACCCUUGUCUUUCAACACAACGAGCCCUGAUUGUCGAACGAGCAUAGCUGCGACGGUCUCUUGUAAGCAAGCAAC
Astrephomene gubernaculifera is the source of this 4211-nucleotide messenger RNA. Lineage: Eukaryota; Viridiplantae; Chlorophyta; Chlorophyceae; Chlamydomonadales; Astrephomenaceae. The record is from the annotation of a GenBank genome assembly.